UUUGUGUGUAGCUCUACUCGGCCGAAUGACUCGCUCAGCUAGGCAUGCAUGACUCCUCGUCAGCCAUCUACGCCAUCGUCAGGCAUCAGCAUACCCUCAGGCCCGACCUUGGCCUGUUCUGAGCAUGGCAACGGCUCCCUUUGAGCCCGACGACACUUCCUCGUCUCGUUCAGAGAAUGAGCCGCUCUUCUUCCUCGGUCCUCUCGGCACAUACUCUCACCAGGCUGCGACUGCGCUCAACAUCCACCAUACGCAAUUGGUGCCCUGUUCCUCAAUCACAGAGGUGAUCGAGCAAGUAGUAGCUCGAAAGGGCAGCGGAGUUGUGCCCGUAAGGAACUCGACGGCAGGCGCAGUACACGAAACGAGCGAACGAGUGGAUCUACAUCUCCCAAGCCUGAGGUGUACUGCACAUACCACGCUGGCUAUCAACCAUGCCCUGCUCGCUCUGCCUUCUGCUCGGCCACCCUUUGAGAGAAUCUAUAGUCACAGACAGGCCCUUGCCCAAUGUCAUGCCUACCUGGCUCAGCUCAAGCAUCACAAUCCGGACUUGCAAGUCAUCGAGAGUGCUUCCACAGCAGGUGCCGCAGAAUCAGUAUCGCGCAAUCCAAAGUAUGCAGCCAUCUGCUCGUCCUUUUGCGCCAAGCUUUACAACCUGAGCGUGCUCGUCAGCAACGUGCAAGACGAGAAAAUGACAAAUGAGACCGCGUUCGCAUUGCUCAAGCCAGCUUUGGACAGUCGCGACGCGCAAAGGCAGACGCAAGUCAGUCCAUCGCUUGCAAAUGUACAUACGAUCGAAAUGAGUGCGUUUGUGUGGCAUGGUAUCAGCCCAGACGACUACGACAUCCAGUCGCUCGUUCAUGCACAAGUGCCGCCUUCACCCUACGCAAGGCAUCUCUUGCGCUCAGACAAUCUCGCCUUGUCCGACGAGCUGCAGACUCGACUACGCAGCAAUCUGUCGCAAUUGCCAGCUUGGCCAAGCGAGCUCAGUGUGGCAGCCUUUGACGCUCAGACACUCGCAUCGCACGGCAACAUGCAAACACUGCUCCUCAGACGAUACACUCGCAUAGACGGCCAGUGUACCAUCAAACUCCAUCCGGGCAGAUACCGUCUGCAAUGGUUCGUUCACCUCUUCGCCGUUCAGCCCGCCACGCCUGCGGCUUCUUCCAUGACGUUCACGACGACGUGGCCAGCAGAGACGCAUCGAUCCGAAAUCGACGGAAAGCUGAGGAUGCGGCCUAGCAUAAGCAACCCUCUUGGCUUCCCCACCAGACCGCUCGAUCUUUUGCCCAGCUAUCCCUCUUUGCCUCUCGAUCUGACACUAGAGGUCACAGCACCGUCCGACAGGCUAAGGAUUCAGCUUGAUCAAGCCACUAUCGAGGCGCAUUGGUAUGGCCAACACAGAGGCGGCUGGGUCCCGCUGCAAUCACCUCGUGACCUAGAAAUCAGCACAGAACAAGAGUGUACUGUGCGCAUCCACGAUCACUCGCCAGGUUGGAAGGGAGGAGCAAGACUGGGCGGUGUCAAGCUCAUCCGAUCGGACGCGCCCGCGCAUGGACAGAGCACAGGCGUGUGUUGUUGAUUAUACUACAGUGCAUACAGCAAGAA
Messenger RNA from Mixia osmundae IAM 14324, 1605 nucleotides. RefSeq lists its product as uncharacterized. Gene Ontology annotation, cellular component: cytoplasm. Lineage: Eukaryota; Fungi; Basidiomycota; Mixiomycetes; Mixiales; Mixiaceae. Gene Ontology annotation, biological process: L-phenylalanine biosynthetic process. Gene Ontology annotation, molecular function: prephenate dehydratase activity. Bases 125 to 1579 code for a protein of 484 amino acids. The transcript has 5 exons. The record is from RefSeq and is a predicted model, not a curated record.